Molecule: messenger RNA, 17262 nt
Organism: Fusarium mangiferae
Lineage: Eukaryota; Fungi; Ascomycota; Sordariomycetes; Hypocreales; Nectriaceae
Exons: 3
Coding region: 1-17262 (5753 amino acids)
Biological process (GO): amino acid activation for nonribosomal peptide biosynthetic process; secondary metabolite biosynthetic process
Cellular component (GO): cytoplasm
Molecular function (GO): phosphopantetheine binding; catalytic activity
Source: RefSeq, a predicted model, not a curated record
AUGGCUCACACCGACGUUAUGCAGGAUAUUCUGCACCUUGAACUCGCCAAUGCGCUGCACAUCAGCACCGAGGAGUUGAACCUCGACCAAUCAUUCCUCGUGCAGGGUGGAGACUCCCUCUCGGCCGUUCAGUUCCUUAGUAAAUGUCGUCUGCGUGGUAUUCACAUUGAUAUCGUGGAUACGGUGCAGUGCAAGACGCUUGCUGAGCUUGUUGAACGCAUCAUCUCCAAGCAUGAGAGCAAUCCACACAAUCUCAUCCUCAAUGAUCGCAUUGGGAACAGUGAUACGAGCACGUCUUCAUCAAGCUCUGAUGAUGCUGCUUCUGCUACGGGGUCUGAUAGCACUGAUACUGUUCCCGAUGCGCGGUUGAAGCAACUUGCUCAGGAUCCUGCGAGGCAGAUCGAGAGUAUCGGUCCUUGCUCGUCUAUGCAGAAUCGUAUCCUUAUCAGUCAGGCUGUUAACCCGGCUGCCUACCAGUGCCGAUUCAUUCUCAGUAUCAAGUCAAGCGUACCAGAUUCUUUGACCGCUUCACAUAUCGCAAACGCUUGGCCUCGCAUUGUUGCGCGCCAUUCAAGUCUGCGAACUACAUUUCUCGAGAGUGAGACUCGUCAGUCAACGUUUGAUCAAGUUGUCUGGACAGAAGUCAACCCCAAAGUCACCAUCCUCCAUGACGAAGCCCAAGUCAAAGCCGACGGAAUGCUGAACGCUUUUGAGAGCGGAAGUGUUCCCCAUCACAUGUACAUCUACGCCGCAUCCUCCUCAGAACUCAUCCUGAGACUUGAAGUCUCACACGCCGUCAUUGACGGCCGCUCUGCAGAUGUUCUCCUCUACGACCUCUGCGCAGCAUAUGAGAACCAACUUCCCGACACAAAAGCCAUGCCUUACACAGACUUUGUGCGCAUGGAGGAGGAGAGCUUCCAAGACGUUGAGCGCAUUGCGGAUUACUGGCAGAAUUACCUACGUGAUGCUGAGGAGACGUAUCUUGCAAGCGGUAACAAGCCAAAAGCCGGCCUUCACACGCUUCAAGAUCGUGUUGACAUUCCUGCUGACGAAGCUCGUCGCUUCUGCGAUGCUUACGGCGUUACCCUCGUAAGUGUCUGUCAAGUCGCUUGGAGUAUCGUUCUUCGUCUCUUUGCCAUGAAAGACGACGUUACCUUUUCCUACGUCAAUUCUGGUAGACAGACGGAUCUGCCUGGAAUUGAUGGAGCGAUCGGCCUGUUCAUCAGCAGUCUAUUACUGCGGGUCAAGUUCAAAGAUGACCCUACAGUCCUGGACAUGCUCAAGACUGUGACAGACGACGUCUUCCGAGGAAUGGCACACGACAAGGUCCCGUUGAUGGCAAAGGGAGCUAAGCUUCCUACGAGCCACAAAUGGGGAAACUCAAUUCUUUCGUUCCGAAAGGAGUGGAAGCCCAAGUCUACUGGGCACAAAGAGCUUGAGAUGAGCUUCUUACGAGGAGUCAGCCCUACAGAUUAUGAUCACUCCAUCAAUGUCGAGAUCGGCGAAGGUGGCAUCGCAGUUGACUACGACAUCUGGACAUCAACGACCUCCCAAGCAGACGCAGCCAAGAUGCUAAACUGCUUCCUCGAAGCAAUCCGCUUCAUCAUCGCCAACCCAUCUGCUCAAGUCAAUUCCUUCGACGGCAUCUCCUCCAAAGACGCCCAGCAUCUGCGUGACGUCAAUGGUGAAGGCCGAAAGCCCGUUGCUUCAUGUAUACACACCCUCGUUCAAGAGGUUACAGACCGUCAGCCUGAUGCCAUGGCGGUGUGUGCCUGGGAUGGAACCAUGACGUACCGAGAACUUGAUGCUGCGGCAAGUAGUCUUGCAGAACACCUUAUGAAGAUGAACAUUGGACCGGAGGUUAUGGUAGGCAUUUGUAUGGACAAGUCGCGGUGGGCGACUGUCUCUAUGCUCGCUGUUCUAAAGUCCGGUGGAAUCGUUCUCCCCCUCGGCGCAGAUCAACCACUUUCUCGUCUCCAAACUAUCCUCUCCGACACAAAAGCCCCCAUCAUCCUCGUUGACAACGCUCAGCUCAAUCGCCUCAAGGACCUAGGUCCCCAACAACUCAUCGAGGUCAAUGAAGCCCUUUUCCAAACCCUCCCCUCAGCUUCUCGCUCGGCUUGUGCCACUGUUUCUACAGACAACGCUGCUUGGGUCGUGUACACGUCCGGUAGCACAGGUACACCAAAGGGAGUCGUCUUGCAACACUCUGCGCUUUGCACGAGCAUAACAUCGCAUGGAACUGCCUUUGGCGUCAAGGGUGCGCGCGUACUUCAAUUCGCUUCUCAUACGUUUGACGUGACGAUCCAAGAGGUCUUUACGACGUUGUGUAUGGGAGGCUGCGUCUGCGUGCCAUCAGAAGAUGAUCGCGUCAACCGUCUCCAAGCCUUCAUCUCCUCCGCCAAAGUGGACUUCCUAUCGCUGACGUCCACCGUCGCCGGUCUUCUCGACCCCUCCCAACUUCCAUUGAUCAAGACCGUGAUCCUCAUGGGCGAACCCGUCAAGCCCGCUGUUCUCGAUCUCUGGAAAGACCAAGCCUCCGUUCUCGAAUCCUACGCCCCAUCUGAGUGUAGUAUCUACGCUACUGUAUCCCCCCAACCAAUGAAGCACAUCUCUCAGGUCUCUGUUCUCGGCAUCCCGCUCGCGAGUUGUUUCUGGGUCGUUGAUCCCAAGAACUAUAAUCGUCUGUGUCCAAUUGGCGCGCCGGGAGAACUCCUCAUCGAAGGCCCGCUUCUUGCGAGGGGGUAUUUGAACGAUGAGGUCAAGACGAACAAGUCGUUCAUUGUCGAUCCCGAGUUUGUGGGCAAGUAUGACCUUGGGAGGAAUAGACGGAUGUAUAAGACGGGUGAUUUGGUGAGGCAGAAUGAUGAUGGGUCUUACACGACGCUAGGCCGACAGGAUACGCAGAUCAAGAUCCGUGGACAGAGAGUCGAGGUUGAUGAGAUUGAGUAUCACAUCACCCGUCACCCUUCCUCUAUCCAGGCUGUUGUUCUGUAUGUCCACGGUCAGCUUGUCGCUGCGUUCAGUCUUCCCAGCGAUGGUGCUGCGUAUAGCGGUGCAGCGCUGGAUGGAGAGAACGCUGUAGACAAACCAGCUGCUAUGCUCGUCGCUUCUGAGGUCCAGCUUUACCUGUCUCAGUAUGUUCCUGAUUACAUGAUCCCUCGACUAUGGAUUCCCAUGGCCAGCUUGCCUAUCAACUCAUCCGGCAAAGCUGAUCGACGUCGCAUUUCCGAGUGGAUCAAGAACCUGGACCUCUCUGCCUACUCUGACCUCGAGCACCAAGUCGAAGAUGGUCUUCACGUAUCAUCCACGGAGCGACAGCUGCGCGAGAUCUGGAGUAACGUCCUGAACAAGCCCAUAAACCACAUCAGCUACCGUCGUUCAUUCCUCUCUCUCGGCGGUGACUCCAUCACAGCAAUGCAGGUUGUUUCAGCCUGUCGCAAGCAAGGCCUCAUCGUAACCGUGCGACAAAUCCUGCAGAGCCCAGCUAUUUCCGAGCUUGCGCUCCGAGUCAAAGAGGCAAGCGACAAGAUGGGCGACGAGCAACUGCCCAUCGAGAUCCCCGAUGAGCCAUUUGGUCUCUCACCCGCGCAGAAGAUGUUCUUCCAAGACAUUGCGCCCUCGGGUCUUCGAGCAGAUGGACCUCAUCGCUUCAACCAGAGCGUCUGCUUCCGCAUUCCUCAGGAUGUUGCGGCUAAUACUGUCGCUCGUGCGAUCGAGGCCAUUGUCACCAAGUAUGCUAUGCUUCGUGCGCGCUUCCAGAGUGAUCAAGUCAGCCAGGGCUGGCAACAGCGCGUCGAGAAGCAGAUCAUGGGAUCUUACCGGUUCCAGACGCACAAGGCGGCCGACGAUGCUGCGACAGAGGAUAUUAUACGUCACUCACAAGGGUCCUUGGAUCUUGAGUACGGACCUGUUUUCGCUGUUGAUGUCUUCGAAAUGGAAGAGGCUCAGCUGGUCAAUCUGACUGCGCACCAUCUUGUAAUUGAUCUCAUGUCUUGGAGAAUCCUCGCAGCUGAUCUGGAGCAUUUCCUGCGCUUUGAGACACUGCAGCCUUCUCUGUCGCUGCCCUUCCCUACUUGGUCCAAGGCUCUUAUGAACCAGGCCAAGGCUGUUGUGGUGCCUGAGGAGAGCGACGUCGGGUCCUGGUCUUACUGGAACCUCGAGCCUGGCUCCUUUGUUCGCGAAGACCAGAUCGUUGAAACUCUAGCUAUCGGCGCAGACACCAGCGCUCAAUUGCUGGGUCCCGCGAAUGAGUCGCUGCAGACAGGUGUUACGGAUAUUCUUCUCGCUGCUCUACAUCAGUCUUUUGCGGAAGUCUUUGCCGACCGAUCAGCACCGACUAUCCACGUUGAAGGUCAUGGUCGAGAUGCCGGCGGUGAUGUGUCUGAGACAGUCGGUUGGUUCACCACCGUAACCCCUCUCAAAGUCACAGACACCAGCACUGGCUUCAUCCCCAUCCUCCAACAAGUCAAAGACUUCCGCAAACUCAACGCCGAUACCAAAGCCAUCGAGUUCGCAGCCAAGUACAACACUCCAAAGACGUCUUCCCAGAACCACAUUGAGAUCCUCUUCAACUACCACGGCCAAUUCCAACAACUGGAUCGCGCAGACGGUCUUCUCAGCAUCCACAAGCUUCAUCCGUCCGAAACUUCAAUCGGCGACAAAGUACGCCAACAAGCCGCCAUCACAAUCGAAGUAUCCGUCGAAGCUGGACGUGUUUGUAUUAGUGUAGGUUUCAGCCGUAGCACGCCAAAGGGCAAUGCCGUGCGACGAUGGUUACAGCGCUAUGGAGAGGUUAUCGCCUCCGCGGUAAGUGAACUAAUGAGUACAGAACGGACGGCUACAGCAAGCGACUAUCCGCUUUCGCAUUUGAGCAGCGCCGACCUUGUUGCGCUGAAGAAACAUAUUCUUGAACCAACUAACAUUGCCUGGGAUGCUGUUGAGGAUAUCCUGCCUUGUUCGUCUACACAGCAGGGUAUCUUCAUCAGUCAGUUGAAGUCGCCUACUACAUACCGAUUGAGACAGACAUGUCGCGUCAUACCCACCGCCUCUGAUGGUGUUGAUGUCAAGAGACUUGGGGAUGCCUGGCGACAAGUCGUCAGCAAUCACUCCAUCAUGCGCACCAUCUUCACCAUGAUUCCUUUCAACGAUCGUUUCUACCAAGUUGUUCUCAAGUCCGUUGAGCCCGACAUCCGCUUUAUCACCUGCUUUUCUGAGGAGGAUGUGCACGAAUGCAUCGCAAGCCAUGCGCUGAUGGAAGAUCAUCUUGGUCGACCGUCCCAUCGCUUCUUGGUCAUCUCAACAGAAGAUGGCCAUGUCUACGGACACUUUGAGAUCAGCCAUGCUCUGGUUGACGCAUCAUCUGUCCAACUCCUUGUCAACACCCUUCUACAAGCUUAUGAAGGCGUUGCAAAUAUUUCUGGCUCUGACUACGGCACUUACAUCUCGUUCUUGGAACAGGGCUCCGAGGAAGAUGACUUGCGCUACUGGGAGAAGCGACUUGCGACCGUUGAACCCUGCCAGCUCCAACUCGGCGAGGAUCUCACCACCGCCGAGGAAGACGUGGGCCACUCAGUGUCUACCGCAAUGCAUGACAUGACGGCCCUCCAGAAGCUCUGCCAAUCCAACAACAUCACUCCCGCCAACGUCCUCCAACUCGCCUGGGCUCUCGUCCUUUCCUCCCGCACACAGCUCGAUGAGGUCUGUUUCGGCUAUCUCUCCAGCGGCCGUGACAUUCCCAUCGACGGGGCAGAUACACUCGUUGGACCGAUGAUCAACAUGAUCGUGUGCAACAUUGCGCUGGACCAUUCCCAAAACUGUGUCGAUGCCAUGAAGGAUAUACAGGAUCGCUUCCUUGAUAGCUUUGAGCAUCAGCGCGUGUCUUUGGCGACUAUUCAGCAUUCGCUGUCGAGUUCACAGCAAUCCCUCUUCAACACGACUGUUUCUUACGUCAGGGCUCCCGAUCUGAGCGGUGGAGCGCGCAAUAUCCAGUCCAUCCGCUUGGAGAGGAUCGCAGCUGAUGAGUCUACCGAGUAUGACUUCAACCUCAGCAUGUUGGAGACCGAGAGCGGCAUCGACAUCGCACUGCAGUACCUCCCCGGCGCCGCUUCCACAAAGACAGCCCAGCGUCUUCUCAAUCAUCUCAAGCAUGUUGUGCAGGUCCUUAGCACUAGCGACACUACUUCUAUCCUCGGUGAUCUCGAUCUCGUCGCCGCAGAAGAUAAGCAGCUCAUUACCGCCAUUAACCGCCAAGUCCCCAAGUCUCUUGACUCCUGCGUCCAUCUCCUCGUGCAGGAAAUGACCAACCGCCAACCCAGCACUGUCGCCUUCCACGCAUGGGACGGCUCAAUGACCUAUCGCGAACUCGGCCACGCCGCUAGCACUCUAGCCAAGCACCUCGUGACAAAUCUCAACGUUGGACCUGAAGUCAUGGUCGGUAUCUGCAUGGAUAAGUCCAUCUGGGCAGCCAUGUCAAUGCUCGCAGUCCUCAAAGCCGGCGGUGUCGUUCUACCCUUAGGCGUCCAGCAGCCUCUCUCUCGACUUCAGACUAUCCUCAAAGAUACACAGGCCUCAGUUAUCCUCGUGGACGCGAAGCAGAAGGCUCGUCUGGCUGGUGUUGACUCUGAGCUCAUUGAGGUCGAUCGCCAGUUCAUGGAUGGUCUUGUCCCCGCUGAAUUCGGGUUCUCCAAUCCCGCUGUGCAGCCAGAUAAUGCAGCUUGGGUCGUGUACACUUCUGGAAGCACUGGUGUGCCGAAGGGUGUUGUGCUGCAGCACUAUGCGCUGUGUACUAGUAUGCGAUCUCACGGUGCGGCUUUCAGCCUUGUUCCUUCGUCUCGUGUCCUGCAGUUUGCUGCGUACACUUUUGAUGUUACUAUACAGGAGACGUUUACGACGCUUUAUUACGGAGGCUGUGUGUGUAUACCAUCAGAGGAGGAGCGUCUCAAUGAUCUGGAGGGAUGCAUCGUGUCAAUGGACGUCAACUUCGUCUCCCUCACCUCAACAGUCGCUGGUCUAUUGUCGCCUUCCAAGAUGCCGCUAGUCAAGACCCUCAUCCUGAUUGGUGAGCCAGUCACGCCUUCAGUCUUGGAUCUCUGGAUGCCGCAGGCUGCAUGCUUGGAUGCAUACGGACCAUCCGAGUGCAGCAUCCAAAGCGCCAUCUCCCCUGAACCAAUGACAGAUCGUCGCCAGGCCAUGAUCUUGGGUACACCUUUAGAGUCGUGCCGCUUCUGGGUCGUUGACUACCGCGACUACAACAAGCUGUGUCCUGUUGGUGUACCAGGUGAACUCCUCAUUGAAGGCCCUCACCUUGCACGCGAGUAUCUCAACGACGCCACCAAGACCGCCAAUUCUUUCAUCACAGAUCCUGCUUUCCUUGCCCAUCUUGGUAUUGAGUCUACGGGUCGUCGUAUGUAUCGCGCCGGUGACUUGGUGCGACAAAACGACGAUGGUACAUACUCCAACUUGGGCCGACGUGACCAACAGAUCAAGAUCCGCGGCAAGCGUGUUGAAGUCGGCGAGAUCGAGUAUCACAUCUCACGUCAUUCCUCUGGCAUUCGCGCCUGUGUCGUCUUUACUACCAGAGGAUCCAGCGAUGGUCAACUCGUCACAGCAUUCAGCGUUCCCCAUGAUGAUAAAGCUGCGCAUGAUGAAACAGCGUACAACGGCAUCGCAGGCCGUGACGGAAUCGAAACAACAGCUGCACUACUACUCGCAUCCGAGAUCCAGAUGUAUCUGUCCCAACACAUCCCCGACUACAUGAUUCCUCGUCUUUGGAUCCCAAUGACCACCCUCCCCAUCAACUCCUCCGGCAAAGCUGAUCGCCGAGCUGUCACCGAGUGGAUCAGCAGUCUCGGCCCAACAGAGCUAGCCUCAUACUCUGAGCUCGAAAGCGCUGCCGAAGAGGCUUCUCUCAACGUCACACCCACCGAACAGAAGCUUCGCCAGAUCUGGGGCUCAGUUCUCAACGUCCCCAACGUCAGCUACAGACGGUCCUUCAUGUCGCUGGGUGGUGACUCCAUCACUGCUAUGCAAGUCGUCUCUGCGUGCCGAGAGAUCGGACUGGUUGUUACUGUUCGCGACAUUCUUCAGAGCCCUGCUAUAUCUGACCUUGAGACACGUGUCAAGGCUAGUGAUGGUGAGGUGUUCUCCGCUGAGAUCCCAGAUGGUCCUUUUGAGCUGUCGCCUGCUCAGAAGAUGUUCUUUGAGGACAUUGCUCCCGCUGGACUCAACUCUGAGGGAUCUUAUCGGUUCAAUCAGAGUGUUUGCUUCCGUCUUCAAUCUGAGGGCAUCAGGGAGGAGACCGUCGCUAAGGCUAUUGAGGCUGUUGUGACAAAGCACGCUAUGCUCCGCUCACGCUUCGUAUCUCAAGAGCAUGGAUACCAGCAGUGGAUUGAGAAACACGUCCCAGGUUCAUACAGGUUCAAGUCUCACGACGCCGCCGAUAAUACCGCCGUGCAAGCGAUCAUGCUCGAGUCACAGAGCACCCUCAAUCUCGAACACGGCCCUGUCUUUGCAACUGAGCUCAUCCAAACGCCAGAUCGCCAGCUGCUCUUCCUGACCGCUCAUCAUCUCGUCAUUGACCUCAUGUCAUGGCGAAUCAUCGCCAAGGACUUGGAGCAGAGUCUCCAGAGUGGUUCCAUGGUUACGUCGCAGUCUCUUCCAUUCCCGACAUGGAGCAACGCCGUGCUCCAGCAAGCCAAACCAAUCGAUCAUGUUGCUGAUGCGGACACUACGUCUUCUUGGUCUUACUGGGGUCUUCAGCCGGGCGAGUACAUCACAGAAGAUCAGGUUUUUGAGAUUGUUCAAUUGGAUGAGCAAGUUACUUGUCAACUUCUGGGUCCCGCCAACGAGCCUUUACGAUCUGGUGUCGCAGAUAUCCUCCUCGCUGCCCUAUCAACAUCUUUCCUCCACUCUUUCACCGACCGUACCGGUCCAUCGAUCUUCAUCGAAGGCCACGGUCGCGAUACUCAAGCUCUGGACAUCAACUACGAUCUCUCUGACACAGUGGGAUGGAUCACAACCGUCACGCCUCUUAACAUCUCCGACGAUACCAACUUCAUCUCCACCCUUCGCCAAGUCAAGGAUGUUCGCAAACUCAACUCCGGCCGUGAAGUCCUCGACUUUGCAGCCCAUCGCUCUAGACCUAUUGAAGUCCUCUUCAAUUACCACGGUCAAUUCCAGCAACUUCAGCGCUCAGACGGUCUUCUAACUCUCGACAAGCUUCAUCAAUCUGUAGGUCAACUUGAUGCUUCUGUUGGUGGGAAAGUCCGUCAACAUGCUGUUCUCAGCAUUGAAGUGUCAAUUGACGAUGCGGGCAAGACUCAUCUCGUGGUUGGAUAUCCUCGCCAUAGUCCCAAGAGUCAGGCCAUUCGUGACUGGCUUGGGGAGUAUGCUCGUGCUAUCGCGCAGGGUGUUCAGGAGCUUGCUGCCGCUGAGCCGAUGUGCACGAUCAGUGACUUCCCUCUCGCUCAACUAACCAACGACGACCUUGACACGCUGUAUCAGCACUGUCUCACGCCAGGUUCCCUCUCGUGGGCCAAUGUCGAGAACGUUCUUCCUUGUUCGCCCAUUCAACAAGGUAUUCUUCUCAGUCAACUCAGAGCCCCAUCUCGAUACCGUCUCAAGCAGACCUGCCGCAUUCUCCCUGCCGAUCCAUCUUCACCCGUCGACAUUUCACGACUUGCAAAUGCCUGGCAACAGGUCGUCGGACAGCAUUCCAUCAUGCGAACCAUCUUCACUGGCGCAUUGUCGCACCACGACCGCUUCUACCAGGUCGUUCUCAAGGCUUUGGAAGCUGACAUUCAGACCAUCGAGCCUUGUUCCAGCGAUGAAGAAGUCCAGCGCUUCAUCAAACACCACGCCCUACUUCAUGACCCCAUUGGCCGUCCUUCGCACCGCUUCCUUAUCAUUCCUACCGUCGAUGGACAUGUCUUCGGUCAUUUCGAGAUCAGCCACGCUCUCGUUGAUGCUUCUUCCGUCCAGCUCCUCGUGAACGACCUACUUGAGGCCUACGAGUCUCUUUCCCCCAAGAAGACAUCAAUCUCUCUAUCUCGCAGCUCGAACUACAGCAGCUACGUCUCCUUCCUCGAGCAACACCGACAAUCCGAACAAGAAGAUCUUCAGUACUGGAAAGAUCUUCUCGAGUCUGCCGAGCCAUGCCAUCUCCAACUCGGCCAGCAACACCACGACACCUCCGAGAUGGAAACAGGCCAUGCCGUCACAGCUCACAUCUCCGAUGUCUCCGUCCUUCGCGACAUGUGUCGCAACUACAACGUCACUGCUGCGAACAUCUGCUUUGGCUAUCUUUCCAGCGGUCGUGACAUUCCCAUCGAGGGUGUUGAAAGACUCGUGGGACCUAUGAUCAACAUGAUGAUCUGUUAUGUUCAACUGGACUACACCUCCACGACUGUUGAUGUUAUCCGACAGAUCCAAGACCGGUUCUUCAAAGGCUUUGAUCACCAGCGCGCUUCUCUAGCCUCAAUCCAACACUCUCUCCAAGGAACGCAACAGCAAACGCUCUUCAACACCACCGUUUCAUACACUCGCGUACUAAACAUGGACGGUACGACAGAGAACAACUCUAUCAAGCUUGAGCGUGCAUCGGCCGAUGAAUCAACGGAGUACGACUUCAACCUGAGCAUCCUGGAGAACGACCAUAGUCUCGAUCUGGUUCUUCAAUACAUCCCCGGUGUCUCAAGCCACGAAGUCGCGCAGCGUCUGCUCAACCAGCUCAAGCAUGUCCUCCAAGUCCUCAGCCAGCACACAACUUCCACCCUCGCUGAUCUGGACCUCGUCCCAACGGAGGAGAAGCACGCUAUCGUCGCUAAGAACAGAGAUGUCCCAGCUCCCGUGGCUUCAACCAUCCACGCUUUAUUCUACGAGGUUUACGAGCGUCGACCAGAUGGGAUGGCCGUCUACGCAUGGGACGGCGUCAUGACCUUCCGAGAGCUGGAAGUCGCCGCUGGCAAUCUCGCCGGUUUUCUCAUGGAUCUUGGUGUCGGACCAGAAAUCACGGUUGGUAUAUGCAUGGAUAAGUCCCGCUGGGCUGUAGUUGCGAUGUUGGCUGUGCUCAAAGCAGGUGGUGUUGUGCUACCCAUGGGCGUGCAGCAGCCGUUGCCCCGAGUACAGACUAUCAUCACCGAUACCAAGGCCCCAAUCAUCCUAGUCGACGACAAACAACUCGAGCGUCUUGCAGAAACAGGUCCUCGUCUAAUCAAAGUCGACGCCGCACUUCAAGAAACGCUCAAGCCUAGCUCAGCAGUCUGCUCUACCGUCACCACCGACAACGCCGCUUGGGUAGUCUACACGUCCGGAAGUACAGGAACACCCAAGGGUGUCGUUCUUCAGCACUCAGCUCUAUGCUCUAGCAUCCGCUCCCACGGCGACGCGUUCGGUGUGCGCGAUGGAUCAAGGGUUCUUCAAUUCGCGUCACAUACCUUUGACGUCACCAUUCAAGAGGUGUUCACAACGCUCUGUCAGGGCGGAUGUACUUGUAUUCCCUCCGAAGACGAGCGCAUCAACCACUUACAGGCCUUCAUCGCCAAAGCAGAGGUCAACUUCUUAUCUCUCACCUCGACAGUCGCAGGCCUGUUGGACCCCGCGCAGCUCCCUCUCGUCAAAACAGUUAUCCUCAUGGGAGAGCCCGUCAAGCCAGCAGUCAUGGACCUGUGGAAAGACCAAGCUAUCGUGUUGGAGUCAUAUGCACCCUCAGAAUGUUCCAUUUACGCAACCGUUUCCCCGAGACCCAUGAGGCACAUCAGCCAAGUUCCCGUGCUGGGUGUCCCACUCGCCAGCUGCUUCUGGGUCGUCGAUCCAAAGGACUUCAACCGCCUUGUGCCCAUCGGUGCUCCUGGUGAGUUACUUAUCGAGGGACCACUCUUGGCACGCGGGUAUCUCGGCGACGAAGUCAAGACGGCGAAAUCAUUCCUGAUUGACCUUGACUUCACCAAGCAUCAUGGUCUUCAGCCUGGAAGAAGGAUGUACCGAACAGGCGAUCUUGUCCGACAGAACAGCGACGGGUCGUACACAACCCUUGGACGUAGAGACACACAGAUCAAGAUCCGUGGCCAACGUGUUGAAUUUGGCGAGAUUGAAUACUGGGUUGUGCGCUCAGCGCCUGAGAUCUCUCAAGCCACUGUUAUGCUUCUCGAUGGUCCUGCUGGUCAAUCUUCAGUGCUGGCUGUAGCGCUAGAAAUUGCCGAUGGCGGGGAGAAUAGCGCUGUGGAUAAUAAUCUACAGGGCUUGUCGCAGGCUGAUUUACUGGAGCCUACCAUCACCAUGCGAGAGUCAUUCGAGGAAGUUCGAGGCCAUCUCAUUUCUGUUCUGCCGCGAUACAUGGUCCCGGAUAUCUUCAUCCCCAUGUCGCGAUUGCCUCUCAACUCUUCAGGAAAACUUGAUCGUCGAGCAAUUGACUUGUUCCUGAAGGGUAUGAAGCCAGAAGAGCUAGACAUUUACCGCCCCAAUGCAGCAGCUAAAGCAGAUGUAUCUACCGAGACCGAACGACAGCUCCAACAGCUCUGGGCCAGCGUUCUCGGAAGACCAGCCAACACCGUCGGAGCCAAAGACAGCUUCUUCCAUCUCGGCGGCGACUCCAUCACCGCGAUGCGACUCGUCGAGGCAUCGCGCAGCACAAACAUGCUCCUCCGCGUCGCCGACAUCUUCGAACACCCUCGUCUUUCUGAACUCGCCAGCAUUCUUGACUCACGAAUGGCUGAGGGCCACGACCAAUCAUCGCUGGCGUCAAUCCCGGCGCCAUUUUCUCUCUGGCCCGAACACGGCUCCGAGAAAGAAGUGGGUCUCCGUGCCGACAUUGCGGAGCGGUGCGGAGUCAUGGCCGAGCAGAUUGAGGAUGUUUAUCCUUGCACGCCACUUCAAGAAGGAUUGCUGAUUGCGACUGCUCGGCAACCGACGGCGUAUACCAGUCGAAGAAUCUUUUCUUUGAGUGAUGAGAUCAAUGUGGCGAGACUGCAGGCUGCUUGGCAGAAGAUGGCUGAAGCGGCGCCUGUUUUGCGAACCCGUAUCCUACUGGGUCUUGCCUCUGGUUCGGUACAAGUUGUUGUCAACGAACCACUUGAGUGGCACACUGCUUCUUCGCUCGAAGAAUACAUCGACCGCGAUAGUGCAUUGAGCAUGACCGAAGGCAAACCUCUCAUGCGCUUCGGUAUCAUCGAGCCUAAUGGUGAACGUCUUCUCGUCUGGACAGCUCACCACAGCGUGUACGACGGCUGGAGCUUGACAAUGAUGUAUCGCCAAGUCUCCAACAUGUACUGGCAUGACGCAACACCGCUCUCAGCACCAUACACGCCAUUCAUCGCCUAUCUAGGCCAAGCCGAUGCUACGCAAGCAGCGGGCUAUUGGCGUGAGCAGCUUCAGGGUAACCCGACUGCAUUCCCUGCUCUGCCCUCCGUGCGAUACCAGCCUCAGCCGCGACAGAAACUCGUGCAGAGUCUUGACUUUGUGAGAAAUGGAAAGUCUGAGGUUUCGCCGUCAAAUCUGUUGCGUGCUGCUUGGGCGCUCAUGAUUGCGCGGUAUUCCGGUAGUAAUGAUGUUGUUUUUGCAGUCACGCUGUCGGGAAGAAAUGCGCCUGUGCAUGGGAUUACUGAGAUGCUGGCGCCAACCAUCACAACUGUGCCUGUGAGGAUGCGCAUCAAUUCAUCCACCAAUGCUCGAGAUUUCCUUCAAGAGGUGCAGCAGCAGGCGACAGAAAUGAUUCCCUUCGAGCACACUGGCCUACAGCGCAUCGCAGAGCUUGUCCCCGACGCAGCCGCUGCGCUUGACAUGCAGCACCUCUUUGCCGUUCAGCCUGCUGCAGAGAGCGACGAUGCAUCAGCCGAUUUCCCUGGUCUUGUGCACCGACAGGACAUGUCUGAGCAAUUCGAUGACUACGCGCUUACCGUAGAGUGCAGCAUCGGGUCAAAGGGCAUCUCAAUCGAGUCCCGAUUCGACGACGCUGUUAUUUCAACUGCCCAGAUGCAGCACAUGUUGCAGUCCUUUGCUCAUAUCGCCAGUCAACUGGAGCAAGCUGAGAGUGCACCCGAAGGCACAAAGCUCUCCGACAUGGACACUCUGAGUCCUCAAGACCUGGAUCGCAUUCUCUCUAUCAACAGCGGCCCCAUCCCCAGCGUCGAUCGUUGCGUUCACGACCUCAUUUUCGACAUGGUAUCCCACCAACCCGACGCAACAGCCAUAAGCGCAUGGGACGGCACGCUCACCUAUAAGCAACUCAAGCAUCUCUCUGGAAAACUCUCUGACCAUCUCGUUAGUCUUGGUGUUCGUCACGGCACCAGCGUUGGCGUCUGCAUGGAUAAGUCCCAAUGGGCUGCUGUUUCAAUGCUCGCCAUCUUACGCGCCGGCGGUGUCGUCGUUUCACUAGGAGUCCAACUCCCCCUUGGACGUAUUAAACUCAUUGUCGAUGAUGCGAAGGUCAGCGUUGUACUAGCUGAUCAGAAGCAGACUGAGCGACUGGAUGGCUUGGGCUUGACGAUGUUCACUGUUGAUGAGUCGCUGCGCAAGAGGGUCUCUUUCAGUGAUGUUGGCAUCCCAGACAAAUGGUAUACUCGCGUCACCGAGAUCAAUGUCAAUCAACCAGCCUGGAUCGUGUAUACCUCCGGAAGCACAGGUACACCAAAGGGCGUGGUUCUUACUCAUGCCGGUAUCUCGUCUAGCCUGGACAGUCAAAAGAAGGUCUUUGGUCUCACCAAGAUGUCACGAGUGCUUCAAUUCGCAGCACAUACCUUUGAUGCUACUAUCCAAGAGAUCUUCACCACGCUGUCUGCUGGAGGAUGUGUCUGCGUGCCCUCUGAAGAUGCGAGGAUGAGUGAUCUGCAGCAUUUCAUCAUUGAAAGGGCUGUCAACUUCCUGUCUAUCACACCCACGGUUGCUGAGCUUCUCAAGCCGUCGCAGCUACCGAACAUCAACACGGUCGUCUUGCUUGGUGAACCUGUCAAGCCAUCAGUUCUCGACUUGUGGAUGGACCACCACGCAGACAUUCUUGGUGGAUACGGCCCAACCGAAUGCUCCAUCUACGCAAUCGUGUCAGCGACUCCAUUCACGGACAGGAAGCAGGCCAACAUACUCGGCUCUCCUCUACCAAGCUGUCGUGUUUGGGUCGUUGAUCCCGAUGACUACAACAAACUCUGCUCAAUCGGCGCCCCGGGUGAACUUCUCAUUGAAGGUCCUCAGGUCUCGCAGGGCUAUCUGAACGAUGCAGCCAAAACAGAUGGCGCGUUCAUCACAGACCCUGGCUUUACAGCGCGUUACGGCUUGGGCAGCGGACAUCGCAUGUACCGCACUGGCGACUUGGUUCAGCAGAACGACGAUGGCACAUACACCAAUCUCGGUCGUCGGGAUACACAGGUCAAGAUUCGCGGUCAGAGAAUUGAGUUGGGAGAGAUUGAGUACUCAGUGGUACAAUCAUCGGAGGACAUCAGAUCAGCUGCGGCUGUGUUUGUUAAGAGGGAGGAUAGACCGACAAUCGCAGUAGCGGUGGAAGUUGGAGAAGAGGUUGGAGAUGGAGUAUUGGCUCCCUCAGAGACGCUGCGAAAAGCUUCUGAGGAGAUUCGUUUCAAGCUCGCUGAGGUGUUGCCUCAGUACAUGAUUCCCGAUUUCCUUAUUCCUAUGGGUAAGUUGCCGGUGAACUCAUCAGGCAAGCUUGACCGCCGGGCAAUUACUGCUGUGCUGGAGGAUAUGGAUGGUGGUAAAUUGGAGGAGUAUCGCCUUACGAGAGGCGCUCAAUCGGCUCCUGUCGCGACAGACAUGGAGAAGAAGCUCCAGCAUCUUUGGAGCCAGGUGCUCCGACGACCUGUGGAGUCAAUCGGCGCAAGCGACAACUUCUUUCAUCUCAACGGAGAUUCACUUGCUGCCAUUCAGCUCGUCGCAGCUGCUAGAGCAGUUGAUCUCGAGAUGACCGUCGCUCAGAUCUUCCAGAGCCCAGUCUUGAGAGAACUUGCUGCACAUCUCGAGCAAGCUACGCACUUACACGACGCAACAAGCCAUCAUAUUGAGGCAAUCGAACAGUCAACGCAAGAGGCAAUCAAAGCUUCCCUUCCCAGCACCUUCGGCGUUGAAAGGAUCCUUGAAACAACCGAGUUCCAGUCUCUUGUCCUUCAUGAACAUACACAGGGUCGAUGGCUCAUGCACGCGACGGUUACAUACAACCAAAAGGUCGACAAGCAGCGCGUCCACACAGCGCUCCAAACCACAGUUGACAAGAACGAAAUCCUCCGAGCAGUCUUCACCCAACACGACGGAAAGUCCUAUCAAGCCAUCCUCAACACGUUCAGCGUUCCCUUCGAAGAACGCAUCGCCUCCACCGACCUAUCCACCUUCUGCAAAUCUCUCAUCCAGGAAGAUCAGAAGAAACACCUUGAGCUUCACGAGCCCCCCUUCAAGACAUGGUUCGUUCAAGGCGAGCAAAAGGACAGUCUUGUGAUUAGGAUCUCCCACGCGCAGUACGAUGGCAUGUCGCUGCCGAUUUUCUUCCAGCAGCUUCAGGCGUGGGGUGAAGCUGAUGUUGAGGUUGAAGCGCCGCGACAGAUGUCGUAUUACACUGAUGCUUUGAAGGGGAUCGAUGCCAAGCCCGCGAUGAAGUUCUGGGGCGAUUUGCUGGAAGGCUCGAGUAUGACUGGUCUCCUUGGUGUUUCGCAAACAAGCAAGGCUAUGACUGGCUCUUAUAUCGUCAAGACGGUGCCAUCGCCAAAGGUUGAAGGGUCAGGACUCACGGUGUCAUCGUACCUCAAGGCCGCUUGGGCAAUGGUCCUCGCCAAAGCAACCGGAACAUCCGACGUUGUCUUCGCACACCUCGUAUCAGGUCGCUCUCUACCAAUCGACGACAUCGAAAAGGUCAACGGUCCAUGCGUCAACCUCAUCCCAAUCCGCGUCAACACCGCUCAACCCCAAGCUACCAUUCUUCAACAAGUCCAUCAGCAGCACAUCUCGGCUUUACCUCAUGAACAUCUCGGCUGGGAGACCAUCUUCCGACAGUGCACAAACUGGCCGACUUCUAUAGACGUGCCUCGUUUCUCUUCUAUUCUGCAGUACCAGAAUCUGCCUGAGGCUCAGAAGAGCUUUGGCAUGCAUGGUGCUGAGUGUAGUGUUGACUACACUGUUGUGCCGCCUAAUGUCACGGAUGUUUGGGUCACAGUUGAGCCCAAGGGUAGUGAGAUGAGCAUUGUGGCGGGAUACUCGGAGGAUGUUAUUCCGUCGGAGGUUGUGGAGGGAUUGAUGGAGGAUCUUUGUGAGGUGUUGAAGAGCAUCCAGGCUUGA